This is a messenger RNA of Fomitopsis serialis, 792 nucleotides long. RefSeq lists its product as uncharacterized. The record is from RefSeq and is a predicted model, not a curated record. The transcript has 18 exons. Bases 11 to 721 code for a protein of 236 amino acids. Lineage: Eukaryota; Fungi; Basidiomycota; Agaricomycetes; Polyporales; Fomitopsidaceae.
UGAUCCUAGCAUGGGAUGCUUACUCAUCGGGGCUGGAAUAUUUGCAUCGAUGCUCUAUGGCUCUUCGUGCGCUCAACUUGUAUACUAUCUUUGGCACUACUGGAAUCGAGACAGACUACCUACGAGGCUGCUUGACACGAUUGUUACUGCCUCCGACAUCGGUCUUCUAUGGUCCUUCCUUAUCACGAAUCAUGGCUGCCCAUCUGGCCUUCUCAUUCUGGAGUACGCAACCACAGUUGUAACGACUUGCGCCGUGCAGAUGUUCUAUAUCUCUCAAAUAUGGCAAUAUAGUAAUGUCGUGGCACCAGCAGUGCUUUCCUUGCUUCCUGUCGAGACCGUAUAUAGUGUUGCUACGAUGAGUGACUGGAUUCUCUCAGAAUCCAUGACAGAUGCAAUUCCUUGGACAUCAAGUCGUGUCUUGACUGACGUAGUGGCAGAUGUCUACAUUUGUGUUGCCCUUUCGUGGACAUUGCAUAAAAGAAAGACAGGCAUCAAAAAAACCGACAACAUAAUCAGCAAACUUACCACAUAUACUAUCAAUCGCGGAAUCCUCUCGAUGCUAGUACAAAUUGUGCUCUGUGGGACGUAUGUAGGAUUCACCAAGCAGAGUGCUCUCAUAUGGAUGAUACCCCACUGCGCAGGAUGCAAGAUCUACGUCAACUCUAUGAUGGCUGUUCUGAAUGCUCGUCAUCACGUCAAGAAGCAUUUGGGACUAACUUGAACGGUGAUACGUGUCUUUAUACUAUCGACUUCUUGGUGCAUACGAGUGACGAAUAUAUGUCUUUCAAUGGA